Fimicolochytrium jonesii is the source of this 1749-nucleotide messenger RNA. RefSeq names its product serine incorporator/TMS membrane protein. Gene Ontology annotation, cellular component: membrane. NCBI's taxonomy places the organism in Eukaryota, Fungi, Chytridiomycota, Chytridiomycetes, Spizellomycetales, Powellomycetaceae. Bases 92 to 1486 code for a protein of 464 amino acids. The transcript is spliced from 7 exons. The record is from RefSeq and is a predicted model, not a curated record.
UUGUCACUCCCCACCCACUCCUUUCCAACGCACAGCAACAACUGCCCCAACAACCCUCUCAACACCCUCCCCCCCCACCUAACCUGUCGCGAUGGGAAACAUCCUCGGCUGCAUCGCAACAGAGGCCGCCUGCUGCUUCGGAAAGACCGCCUGUAACUGCUUCUGCAAGAUAUGCGGCUCUAGGAGUUCAACGGCGACCCGUGUCGGGUAUGCUUCCAUGUUUGUCGUGACGGCUAUCCUUUCUUGGAUCAUGCAAUCAGACUGGGCGGAGAAGAAACUGGAAGAUAUAUCGCAUGGAUACUUGAAGAUGGAGUGUCCGCAGGGCGACUGUUAUGGGAAUCUCGCGGUCUAUCGGAUCUGUUUUGCGACUACCGUUUUCCACAUCCUCCUAAGCUGCCUAAUGUACAACGUCCGCAGCAGCCGCGAUUUCCGCUCCGGAAUCCAAAACGGGUUCUGGGCCUGGAAAUUCCUCGCCUGGGCCGCCGUCGUCGUGCUGCACUUCUUCAUGCCCAACGAGUACUUCAUGUUUAUCGGCAAAUGGGUCGACAUGCCGGGAGCGUUCGUGUUUAUCCUGUUGCAGGUCGUACUGUUGAUUGAUUUCGCGUAUACUUUUAGUGAGGCUUUGAUUGAAAAAUGGGAACAACACUCCGACAAACGCUACCUGACCCUCCUCCUCACUACCACCUUCCUCUCCUUCCUCGCCUCCCUCGCCCUCACCAUAACCCUCUACAUAUACUUCGCCCCGCCACCCUGCAAACUCAACCAAUUCUUCAUCUCCUUCAACCUCAUCCUCAUCUCCCUAACCUCCCUCCUCUCAAUAACCCCGGCAAUCCAAGACGCCAACCCUAAGAACGGCCUCGCGCAGGCGUCGAUGGUCGCGAUCUACGCGACGUAUUUGGUCGCGAGUGCGAUCGUCUCUGAACCGGUGGAUGUUGAACACGACAACGUAUGCAACCCGACGAACGGGAGCGAGAAAACCCAGACCACCACCCUUGUCAUGGGGACGGUGUUCACCUUCAUCGCGCUCGCAUACUCCACCACGCGUGCAGCCACCCGGGGUGAGAUCCUAUCCACCUCCGCCGGGGACGAAUCUACCCUCCCGCUCAUCAACGACCACCAAGGAUCGUCGCGGUCGUCGCAUGUGAGGUCGGCGGUGGAGAGUGGGGCGUUGCCUUCGAGUGCGUUGUAUGAUGAUGAUGAGGGGGAGGAUGGGGAGGAUUCGUCCUUUGGACCACCGAAAGAUGAUGAGAAGGAUGGCGUGCAAUACAGCUAUGCGUUCUUCCACGCCAUCUUCGCGCUGGCUUCUAUGUACCUGGCGAUGCUGAUGACUGCCUGGAACUACGUAGACAAAACAGACGGGAUCGCCGUCGUCGGGAAGAGCAUGGGCGCGGUGUGGGUGAAGAUUGUCAGCGGGUGGCUUGUCAUUGGGCUCUAUGGAUGGACGUUGGUGGGGCCGUACCUCUACCCCGACCGAUUCGGCUACUAAACCGGUACCGCGCGCGAUACCCCCACCUUUUCCGUUUCUCCCACCUCUCUUCCACACCCCAAGUUUUUGUGGUUUUUUUGUAUCUUGCUUUUUCUUCCUGCUUCGUGCGUGCGCCCCAAAUUUGAUUAUGAAUCUGCGUUUCCCCGUUUUCUUGGCGUUCGGGUUGUGUUUCCGCGUUGUGGUGUGUUGUUCGCGAGUGAGCGUUUAGGUUGGGGACUGGCAUCGUCUUUCGCAAGGCCGUUAUGUCAACGCGAGUAUGUAUC